AUGUAUCUUCGCGGCGUCCACGCUGAGCAGAGCAUCCCCGCUCUCCGCAAGCUCAUCCGCGACUUCCCCCUCGGCAUUCUCACCACUGCCAUCGCCUCUGCCACGCACCCUCUCAUUCAAUCCAGCCAUAUCCCGUGGGUUCUCGACGUCGAAGAUGAGUCGAGCGAAACCGAGCUCGGCGUCCUGCGUGGCCACCUGGCACGCGCGAACCCGCAGAGCAAGGCCAUGAUCGAGUCAUUAUCAGCCGAGGGCCGCUCCGGAACUGGGAACGUCCUUGACCAGGAGGUCAUGGUCCUCUUCACCGCGCCAACGCAUCACUAUGUCACACCGAAGUUCUACACCGAGACGAAGCCCACCACGGCCAAGGUCGUGCCGACUUGGAACUACGCUGCCGUCCAGGCCUAUGGCCGCGCCAAGAUCUUCUAUGAGUCCAAGACUGAAGAGACGCAGAAGUUUUUGGGAAAGCAGAUUGAUGAUCUUUCUCGUCAUGGGGAGAUGUCAUUGAUGGGAUACACUGGCAAGGGCGACCGCCCUGGACCGUGGAAAGUUACGGAUGCGCCUGAGAGGUACAUUGAGUUGUCAAAGAUGGCCAUUAUUGGUAUUGAAAUUACUAUCGAGAGGCUUGGUGGCAAGUUCAAGAUGAGUCAGGAAAUGGGCGAAGGUGACCGUGCCGGUGUUAUCAAGGGUUUCCAGUCAUUGGGUACUGACGUUGGCAAUGAGAUCGCUGAGCUUGUCAAGGAGCGUGCUGAACUGAAGGAAAAGGCCAAGAAAUGA
Colletotrichum karsti is the source of this 774-nucleotide messenger RNA. RefSeq lists its product as uncharacterized. The record is from RefSeq and is a predicted model, not a curated record. The transcript has a single exon. The coding region runs from base 1 to 774 and encodes 257 amino acids. NCBI's taxonomy places the organism in Eukaryota, Fungi, Ascomycota, Sordariomycetes, Glomerellales, Glomerellaceae.